Molecule: messenger RNA, 1211 nt
Organism: Suillus paluster
Lineage: Eukaryota; Fungi; Basidiomycota; Agaricomycetes; Boletales; Suillaceae
Exons: 2
Coding region: 282-908 (208 amino acids)
Source: RefSeq, a predicted model, not a curated record
AGUGGCUGCAGACAUCGAGCGGAAAAAGGUGGCUGCAGACAUCGAGCGGAGACACAUGGCUGCAAACACCGAGCGGAGACCAGUGGCUGCAGACACCAAGCGGAGACGAGUGGCUGCAGACAUCGAGCGGAAAAAGGUGGCUGCAGACACCGAGUGGGAGACAGUGGCUGCUGACAUCGAGCGGAGACAAGUGGCUGCAGACACCGAGCGGGCAAGACUGGCUUCAGACGCCCCACGGUCAAGCAUGGCAAUUGACUCCUGCAGCGUCUGUGUGGGUGACAAUGGAACGAUUCUCGAGCACAUUGGAAGCAAUCAGCGAGUACAUGAUCAUCCCAGAAUUGCCUUUGCUGCCACCAUUUCAAGUAAUCCAGCAGUUCAAGAGCUUACCGGAUUUCUUGAUGUUUCUGGUCUUCUUGGUGUUGAGGCAUCAUGAUCAUUCCACCUCCGUAUUUCCACGUCAUCAUCCUUCACCAGGCAUAGAGAACCAGGAGCUCAAAUCCAUGAUCACCUCUUAUUUGUUUCCGAUGUUCUUGUCGUCAGGGUACCAGGAUCAUUCCAACUCUGUGUUACCAGAAAGCCAUUUCCCACCGCACAUGAAGAUCAUCCAUGCUAUGGGAGUCUUUGAGAGCUUCGCGAACGAAGCACAGGAACGAAGUCGAUCAACUUCCGACGCUCUCAAGUACGCAUGUCAAAACUGGACUGUUCAUCUCUCGCGAGCUCCCAUUACAUGGGACGAGAGCCUCGACCGUAUAUUUAAGUCUUUCUGGAAUCGCUAUCUCCUCUCUUGGUUCGAAAGGCAGUGGUAUUUGAAGGGUCUACGGUCUUGCAUCAUUAUUUUAUCCGAAGGGGAGAAACUCGUGAAGGAACAUUUCCUCCAAGCUUCAGGAUCAUCUCAGUCAAGCAUUUGACGCUGUCGGUUUUAUGCCACAUGUCACGCCUGUCUUGUUAUCGCACACCUAUUUCUUGCCAUUUAUAGCACUCAUACGCAGUAUUCAUCGAAUUUCACGCUCCCAGGUCAUUGGACUGGGGAAAUAAAGACCAUACGACUUGAAAAGUAGCAAUGUUACUACAACGAAUCACUGGCAUGCGCGUGACCAAGCAAGCUUGAUUCGUGCACUUGAAUAAGCCUGGUAGAUAUAAAACACUGUCGUCUAUUGACAUAAAAACGUUACUGGUACUGUGUAGCCUAGCUAGCGACCGCUCUAUGGAAG